AUGACUUCGAGAAACAUCAGUGAAUCGCAAAAUACAUUGCGUUUCUUAAAUGUAGUUGAAGAAGAAUCACUCGAGAUGAUUUCACCCAUUGAAGAUUAUGAAAGCGCGCCACUCGUUUCUCUUCAUCAAGCUAUUCUCCCACUCACUUCAAUUGUACCCGAAAUCGAACGCAUGGUUCAAAUAAUAAACACCAAUUGUGGCGAAUUGAAGGAUGGUUUGAGCCGAGAUGAAUCAAAUUCUAUUCGAUUAUAUACAUUCGAAUGGCAACCUUUACGAAGCUCUGUACAACAUCUUCUGAACAAAACACUUCGUUCUGGCGAUAGACAGCAAUUAAGACCAUGGCAUCUUUUCUUGCGACUUCUUCUAACAGCUCUAUUACAUUUGCCGUCCACUCCUCUUAUUGUUUUUCGAAGUGCCAACAUGGAUUUGUCAAGUAAAUAUGUAGUUGGGAAAACUAUCACAUGGUGCGGAUUUUCGUCCUGUGUAAAAAGAACGAAUCAUGAGAUAGACAAACAUCUUCAUCUCAACUGGGCUGGGAGAAAAACGUUGUUUCUCGUUAAAUGCUACUCGGGAAAAGACAUUCAUCGACAUUCCAUGCACGACAAUGACAACGAGGUGUUGCUGCCUCCUGCUCGUCGAUUCAAUGUUGUAAGUUCCAAAGGAAGAGGAAAAGGAGUUUGCGUGAUCGAGUUAAAUGAAAUUGAACCAGCAUGUUCGAUUCGUAAUGUUCAAUUUUCACCAGUUUCACCAGUUUCCUUAUCAAGAAAAUCUCUUCCAGCUGCAUUGCCAAAUCGCAAGUUAGAAGAGCACCUGGCAAGUUACCAUUCAAGAAAUGCAGAAAUUGAUUUAAAAUCAAUGCGAUUAACAGAUGUAGACAUGGACAUCAUAGUCAGUGAAUGUAUUAUCAAGAGACAAUGUUCAGACCUGAUCUUAUCAGACAACAAAUUUACAUCCAAUGGUAUCGUAACACUUUCCCUUUCACUUCGUAAGAACGUGUCACUUAUGAAACUUGAUCUCUCCGAUAACAAAAUAGCUGGUGACGGAGCUCACUCAUUGUGCGAAGCUUUACGAACAAAUACAACGCUCACUGUACUCCAUCUCUCCAAUAACCAAAUAGGUAACAAAGGAGUUGAAAGAUUGAGUAUAGUCUUAAAAACAAACACAGCACUUGCUAUUCUUGAUCUCUCUAAAAACUCAAUAACCAAUAGCGGAGCUCAGACGUUGAGUGAAGCUCUUACAUCGAACACAGGACUUGCUAUUCUCAACCUUUCUAACAACUCAAUAUCGAGUACCGGGAUUCGAUCAUUGAGUGACGCUCUCUUAUUUAACAAGACACUUCUUGAUCUUGAUCUCUCCAGAAACUCAGUAGCCGACAACGGAGUUCAGGCAUUGAGAGAAGCGCUUUCAUUAAAUACGGAACUUGGUUCCUUGAGCCUUUCCAGAAACUCAAUAACGGAUGAUGGAGCUCAAAUGUUGAGUGAAGUUUUACGAACAAACGUUAAACUUACGAUUCUCAAUCUCUCCCAAAACUUAAUAACGGAUCACGGAGCUCAGGCAUUAGCUAAAGGUCUAAGAUUAAAUACAGUACUGAAUACUCUCGAUCUCUCCGGAAACUCUAUAACAGAUAGCGGAGCUCAAGCAUUGAGCGAAACUCUAGAAACGAACACGACACUCACUAAACUCGAUCUCUCCGGCAACUUGAUUGUUGAUGAGGGGAUUCAAGCACUUAAAGACACUUUGCGAAGAAACACGAAGCUUACUAUACUCUAUGAAUUGAAUUACCAAAGAGCAGAUCCUGAAGGGAUACAGGCAUUGAACAAAGCAUUCUACAACAAACUAUUUUCGUAA
This is a messenger RNA of Adineta ricciae, 1848 nucleotides long. Lineage: Eukaryota; Metazoa; Rotifera; Eurotatoria; Adinetida; Adinetidae. The record is from the annotation of a GenBank genome assembly.